ACAAACGAUAGUUAGAAUAACAAAAACAGAGCUUGUCUGCCUCAGGUUGUGACUCAGCUGAUAAAGGCCAGAGCUGGGAGUUCGUAACCUCCAUUCUGUUUGCCCUCACACUCAGUAAAGACAGCUUUAUGAAGGAGAAUCCAUGUGUUGAGCUAUUCUUUUUCUACAGCUUAAUUUAAUAUAAUUAUUCUCUUUCUCUUUGCUGGAUUUUAUUAUUUAAACGCUCCCUUCUCGGACUGGAUAUCAGCAUCAACAGAAAAAAAUAAAGGACUGGAUACAUAGACAAUAACAGAAAGAGGUCAAGGCACUUAUUAAAAAACUCUUUGAGAAGAAACAAACCAAUUAGAGGAGCGGAGAAGGGUCAACCAGCCUGCAGAAAAACAAUGUCAAACUGCAGCCUCCCUGAACGACCUCCCUCCACCGUGAUAUUUGACACUCGGUCAGAGGCGGUGAUCUUGCCCGAUGGUGUCGUUUCUGUGGCAGGCAUCACCGUGGUGACGGGGGGUGCUGAGCUGACUUGUGGAUCCUGCCUGUUGGCCUUCGGCGUUUGGGGAACCCUGAUCGGCAUCAGCGUGGUCCUGCUUGGCAUCUGGGACCAGAAUGCAGAGAAACACAGAGUUUCCACUCUGCUGGCUUUGGGACUGGUGAUCCUGGCCCUGAGCUUAGGGAUGGUGCUGGGAGUUGCUGGUUAUCGCUACAGCAAUAAAAAGAAACAAGUCAUUGACUGGGGGAAUGACGAGGGAAAAGUCGUGAUGGUGGAUGAGAGGAAUACCGGUUGUGUGAAGACAGUUACUGUAUAAAUGUUUACAUUAUAAAAUGUUACACUGCGUCACACCUGCCAUAGUCUACACUUGUUUAGAAUACAGUCGAUUAGAUGCAUAUGCCUUUUAACCCUAUUAUUGCAUGUAACACGGUCCCGUUCAAAAAAAAGAAAAAAAACAUACUGGUUGCAAACUGCACAAAACAAAAACAGUUUAUUCAUACAGUAUUCACUCUUCGGGCCUUUUCUCCAUCUUACUUUGUGUGUACAUUCCAAGACAGGUUCAAAUACAUGGACGAUGAACCAGAUCAGAACAAAAAUCAAGUAAAGAAAAUUUUCUGACUUCGUGAGCAGUCCUGCGGAAGAGGUUGCAUAUAGCUCUAUACUGGACGUAUCGCCGUGGACAUAUCACCUUAAAUCCCAAGAAAGCUUUGACCCGUCAGGGGACUGCUACACGGCAAUAUCAGAGAAAAAGAGAAAACAGUUUCAAAAAAACAAAAAAAAAACGUGUUUUUUAUUACUAAAUAGAGCUGAACUAAUGAUCAGGCUACUGCUAGUAUUGAACGUUAUGUUCGACAAUGUCUCUGAUAAACAAAUGGUGCUUUACUCAAGUAAUAUAUUCUUCGUCUUAUUUGUCUUUCAAUAUGAAUAUCCUACUUCCCCUUUCUAAUAAGCGGUUUUAAUAAAACAAGAAUGUAACAGGAACAAGACUAAAUGUUUCCUGUGAUAGGGAUUAAGCGAUCGUUUUCUCCCUUUUUAAUACUUACAGAAACGAUCAAACGGCAUUACAGGCUCUUUUUACUUUUUAACUCUAACUUAAGUGUUGAUUUUAGUAUUCUUUUUUAAAGUAGAAUUUUAUUUUGGUGACAUUUUAUAGACAAGUUAUUAUGUGCGAGGGAAUAAAACAUUUACUUGUAAAGUUGACAAGUAACUAAAGAAUGGAACAUGCACGACGUUGUGCCUUAUGGCAAUCAUUUAACUUACUACCUUUUAAAAUCGGUAUCAUAGAUGGGACAUUCGACACAGUACGUACUUUGAUCUUUUAUAACCAUAAAUUGCUUCCUAGUCCCAUUCAGUGUCAGUAAACUCAAUGGGGAGACAGUGUAAUAAUUUAAAUACAACUAUCUCGAGUUUUUCGGGUGGGGGCGAAUGAAAUUAAAAUAAACAUUGGGGGACACAAGUCCUGUCUGUUGAGAUUACUAUAAUGUCGAGGUAUAAUCGCCAGUUAUAUUGAAUCUUGCCGAUGAGUAGAUACGCUGUGUAUGUGCGUAUUUGUCGCCCCCUGGUGUUUCUUUAAAAAACUACAAUUACACUUGAUUUCUGUAAACUGUAACACAAAUACCUACGUUAUAUGUUGUCACAAUAUUGUUUAUAUUUAAUUAUAUACUGAAUGUUGUUUUUGUUUG
This is a messenger RNA of Brienomyrus brachyistius, 2166 nucleotides long. RefSeq names its product transmembrane protein 100-like. NCBI's taxonomy places the organism in Eukaryota, Metazoa, Chordata, Actinopteri, Osteoglossiformes, Mormyridae. The transcript is spliced from 2 exons. The coding region runs from base 384 to 800 and encodes 138 amino acids. The record is from RefSeq and is a predicted model, not a curated record.